Octodon degus (degu) is the source of this 1419-nucleotide messenger RNA. Its product is annotated as C-C motif chemokine 3-like. The transcript has 3 exons. The record is from RefSeq and is a predicted model, not a curated record. Gene Ontology annotation, biological process: cellular response to tumor necrosis factor; immune response; positive regulation of ERK1 and ERK2 cascade. Gene Ontology annotation, cellular component: extracellular region. Gene Ontology annotation, molecular function: chemokine activity; CCR chemokine receptor binding. NCBI's taxonomy places the organism in Eukaryota, Metazoa, Chordata, Mammalia, Rodentia, Octodontidae. Bases 126 to 407 code for a protein of 93 amino acids.
UAUGUCCUGAGGCUUCCUAUAAAGACAUGUCUUAGACCCCAGAAGGCAGCAGCAGCUGCGUGUCCUCAAGUCCCAGCCUUCCUUGGCUACAACUUGAAUUCACUCACCCUCUGCUGCCCAGUGACAUGGAGGUCCCCGCGGCUGGCCUCACCAUCCUGAUCCUCAUGGAGACCCUUCUCUCCCAGACCUGCUGGGCCUCACUGGGUGCUAACACCCCGACUGCCUGCUGCUUCUUCUUUAUCACCCGGAAGAUCCCGCGCAAAUUUGUGGUGGACUAUUAUGAGACGAGCAGCCAGUGCCCCAAGGCGGCUGUCAUCUUCCAAACCAAGAGAGGCCGGGAGGUCUGUGCUGACCUCAGAGAUCCCUGGGUCCAGGAAUAUAUCUCUGACCUGGAGCUGAACUCCUGAGUGGCUGCCUGGAGGCAGCUAAGAGACCUCACACCCUGCAGUUCCAGAGGCCGUCUCUUCUAUGGGUCCUACUCCAACCCCAACUACACUUUGGGACCCCCUUAGCAUUCAGUUUAGUUUAUGUAUCUCAUUUCAUUUUUGUUCUGUUCCCAUUUUUAAAAUUGAUAUGCAAUGAAUAUUGCCUGUGACUGCUCAUGAUAUUUCUGUCCUUGCUCCUUUGUCUGCAACUCUUUUCAGAAUCCAUAUGUGAAUCAAAGAGUGUGAUUAGUGAUCUCCAAAAAAAUUGUACCAUGCAUCACACAACAAAUGCUUCUUGAAUGGUCUUGUGCAGCUCGGCUUUUAAGAUGGGAAAGGCCACUUAUAUAAAGGAUAAACCAGCAUUGUCCUUGCUUUGAGUCUAUUGAUUUUUGUUUUCCAUACUAAGAAUUUACAGUUGAGAGGAAUAUUGGAAAGAGGGUAGAGAAAACAGUAAAAAAAAAAAAAAAGGCAAAAACUACAAAAGUGGAAAACUACUGCAGUCAUACCAGGAGUUUCCCUGGAGACCUUUCCCUGGGAUGUUGAAAAUGACACCAAGCAUUUUACAACCAGAUCAUAAUAGAUAUGGUCUGAAAAUUUUUGUACUUAAAUAAAUAUCAAGAUGAUGCAGGUUUAUGCAUAUAAGUUGCAUUUUGUAAAGCUUUCCUAAAAUGAUGGCUAACAUUUGUUGAGAGCUUCAUAAAAUGCUGAGUUCUAUGUUAAGUGCUUGCUUACGUUAGCAAGAAUGUAGCAAACCCUGCCAGUGAACUGGCGAAGAGGUACAGUCCGGCGGUCAGCUGAGAACCUUGGUCAGCUUCUGUUGUUCACACCUCCGCUUUUGAGGGGAAGUUUAUUCACAUCCAUCUCUGGGGUGAGGCUUGGAGGUUCCGGUGACCAGAGUUAGCAAACAAAAAUAUAGCAUGGAAGGCAGAUGUGGUGAUGCAUGUCUGUAAUCCCAGCUAUUCAGGAGGCUGAGGUAGGAGGACCACAAGUUUGA